UAGAGGGCGCUUCCUACGCUAAUGGCAUCCUGCCUCUAGGGAUCGUAGAAAUGCGCUGGAUCAAGGGCACAGACUGUUUUCUCUGUCCUGGUAAGGCAGAUGUGUGUGGAUUUCCCAGCAACUCUCACUACCUGACCAUGGAAAUACAGGGUCUGGUACAACCGACUGAGGCGUUUGAAGGCUAUAAGCAAUUUACUACUGCCGUGCUCUCUCAGCUUAACCAAGUGGGACUUUCUGGUCUUCCUAACUGGGCUAAGAUGCUGACCACUUUCCCGGGUCUUCGACAGCGAUUACAUGACCCUGAGAACCGCCAGUGUCAACGGGAGUUCCUCAAAGUCCGCGACCAGAUAGACCCUCAAGGAUAUAUGUUUUCUAACAACUUCCUGAGGACCAUAUUCAUCGACCCCUCUUAUAUGUAUAUUUACAAUUGAUUUGGGUAAUUGUUCGGCAACUGUAAGUUCAAUGGAGCAUGUAUAUAUAAGGGACCCGAGAGUUCGUGCGAUUUCUUUGAUGAUAAUCCACACCUAAACUUCGUCGACAGCGUUCUGUAAUAAAAUGAUUAUUAUU
This is a messenger RNA of Lingula anatina, 567 nucleotides long. RefSeq lists its product as uncharacterized. Gene Ontology annotation, molecular function: FAD binding; oxidoreductase activity, acting on the CH-OH group of donors, oxygen as acceptor. The record is from RefSeq and is a predicted model, not a curated record. NCBI's taxonomy places the organism in Eukaryota, Metazoa, Brachiopoda, Lingulata, Lingulida, Lingulidae.